Phasianus colchicus (ring-necked pheasant) is the source of this 2218-nucleotide messenger RNA. The record is from RefSeq and is a predicted model, not a curated record. Lineage: Eukaryota; Metazoa; Chordata; Aves; Galliformes; Phasianidae.
GGUGCGGGGCGGCUGCGCGGGGGGUGCGGUGAGCGGCUCCUCCCGGCCCUCGUGCCCCGGCUGCGAUAUUCGGGGGGGGAAACAAUAGCGCGUAUCAGCGUGUAUUUGCAGAAGGGGCCGGCGGGUGCGGGGCGGCUCGGCGCCGCACAGUGAGGGCUUUGUGGGGCGGCACAGACUGCCCUCUGUGCGCUUCCCCGCGCCGGGUGCGGUCUGCGCUGAGCGACGGCGCUUUGACGCGUUGUUAAAGUUGGCACCUGCGCGGCAUUCGGUGCUGUGGUCUUUGCUGUGCAUAAGAGCAGGGAGCAGAUCUCAGCGCGGGGUCGGGACGGGAGGACGGGAGGACGGGAGGUCGGGGAGGGGGGGAAUCAUUGAAGCUGGGCGCAGCGGGAGGAGGCUCUGGGGCUGUGCUCUGUGCUUGACGGGACUUCGUGCUGGGACAGACCUCCUGUCCUUCUCGCAGACGCGCCAUGGACAUGGCCGGCCACAGCCUGCUCCUGCUCCAGCAGCUGAACAUGCAGCGGGAGUUCGGCUUCCUGUGCGACUGCACAGUUGCCAUUGGAGAUGUUUACUUCAAAGCCCACAGAGCGGUGCUCGCUGCUUUCUCAAACUAUUUUAAGAUGAUAUUUAUCCAUCAGACAAGUGAGUGCAUAAAGAUUCAGCCUGCAGACAUCCAGCCGGACAUUUUCAGCUACCUCCUGCACAUCAUGUACACUGGGAAGGGCCCAAAGCAGGCGGUCAGCCAGAGCCGGCUGGAGGAGGGCAUCCGCUUCCUGCACGCCGACCACCUUUCCCACCUCGCUGUCGAGAUGAAUCAGGCCUUCCCCUCAGAGGCCGUGCAGUCCUCAAACCUCUACGGAAUCCAGAUCUCCACCGCGCACAAAGCAGCAAAGGAGCGGCCAGGCGCCAAGGAGGCACUGGGCAGUGUGGGGGGCCGGCCUUCUGCCCCAGCUGAGCACCCGCAGCUGCAGCUCUCCCUCGCCAUCGGCCUGGACGACAGCAGCCGUGAGCAGCCAGGCCCGCAUCCCACAGCCCAGCCCACAGCACUGGCCAGGCCGGCAGAGGAGGUGCCAAAGCUUUCUGUCUCCAUCAAGCAGGAGAAAUGUGAGACUGAGCCUGUGGUGUCCCAGAGCUGCAGCCCUCCUUCCCCAGACAGAGCAAACCCCAUCCUUGCCAAGGCCAGCCUCAGGGUGCACCUGUGUCACUACUGCGGGGAGCGCUUUGACUCGCGGGCCGGGCUGCGGGAGCACCUGCACACCCAUGUUUCGGGCUCACUGCCCUUCGGCGUGCCUGCCUCCAUCCUGGAGAGCGGUGGGCUCGGCGAGGUGCAGCCCCUGACGGAGGGCAGGGAGAGCGGGCAGCGCCUCGGAGCCUUCCUGCUCAGGGAGGAUGAGAACCCGCUGGAACAUGUGGGCUGUGGCGAGCUCGAGCCCCUGCAGAUCGGGCAGCUCUCCCUCAUCUCCAAGGACCACGAGCCGGUGGAGCUGAACUGUAACUUUUCCUUCUCGAGAAAGAGAAAAUUGGGCUGCACUGUCUGCGGCCGCACGUUUUUCCGGAAGAGCCAGCUGCUGGAGCACAUGUAUGCACACCGGGGGAAGCAGCUCAAGCACGGCCGCAGCCCACGGCUGGAGAGUCCCCUCACCCCCAGGUUCCGGCCCUACGGCGACAGCGACAGCGUGGGGAAGAGUUCCAGCUUGUCCCAAGAUCACUUGGAUGAGUGUUUACUGGAGUCUGAUCUCAUCCAGGAAAGCGUGGAUACGAUCCUGGUAGAGUAGCUCUCCCUGUGCAGCCUUUGAACACUGGUUAGGGGCAUUUUCUGUGCACUGAGCUGCCAGAUCUGACUGUUGUCCUCAGCCAGAGUUGCCCUCUUACUGAGCUAGCUGUGAAGAAUGGUGUUUUGGUUUGUGUGUUUACUUUUUUACCUCUCUAACUUUUAAACUCAAGCUAAUUCAACUCUAAGUCCUUGGAAGCCUCCAUGUGACUUGAUUACAUUUUCAUAGAUGUGAACUUGUUCUUGCCCUGCUUUACUGGAAUUCGUAUCGUGUUGCUGGGUGUGAGGUUUACACAUCCCCUAAUACAUGGAGUGGCAUCAAGGGCUGUUUGUAGCCCAUAAAAUUGCUCUUCUGGUUCUAGAUGGAGGGAAAUGUAGAGGGAAAUACAUAUAUUGUUCUUCCCCAAUAGUUUGGUUUUAAUUAAAAUAAAUGAGGAGAUAAGUCCCAAA